AUGUCAAAUUCAAUUGCUCAUGCCUUCAGAAGCUUGAAGGUAUCAGGUUCAGAGACUUCGGACCACAUGACCAUUUAUGAUGUUUCCUAUCAGUAUUUAUCAAAGGUUAAAAACUUUGAUGAUGUCAAAGCAUUCAAGAAUUGUUUGGUGGCUUUAAUAAACUUGGAUCGAUAUUACAAAGCAUUGGAAUUAAUUAAAAAAAUUAGUUCUUCAGACUCAAAAUCACAGCUAAUGCUCGAAAUAGCUUAUGUGUAUUAUAAGUUAGAGAUGACGGACGAACUAUUCAAAUUUCUCCAUGAGUUCAAUCCUGAUAAUACUGGAAUUGAGAGAGGCCUUAAACACAUAAUUGCUCAAGCCUAUUACAAAACUGGAGAAUACGAAAAGUCAUUAGAUUUAUAUCGUGAGCUAAUCGAUAAUAUUAAGUAUGAUAACUCAAUCGAUCUAGUGGUAAAUGAGAGAGCCAUUAUUUCUCAGCUAAAUGUUGUCGAAGGUAGAAAAGUCCAAUCGAACUACCCUAUGGAAAAUAAAGAAAACUAUGAUUUAUACUUCAAUGAAGCUCUAAUAUUUUUAUCUGUUGGUGACAUGAAACGUGCUAGGGCUUUGUUGGAGAAGGCUGAGCAUUUGUGUUUAUCACAAAAUUCCGACGCCAGUAGGAAAGACUUAAUCUCAGAAUUGUUGCCCAUCAAGUUAACUGUAUCGUUCAUACACUUACAAGCUGGUGAAAUAGAACAAUGCCAGGAAAUAUUCAAAGAGUUUAGAGCAGAAGACAUAAGUGAUGAUGCGAUGUUAAAGUUGAUCUUUAAAAAUGACUUUUACUGUGUAUCGGACAGCAAACCGAGACCAAACUUAAUUGCAAGGGACGUCGGCUAUCAAGAAAACUUACAUCACUUAUUACAGAAGUUGACUAAGUGCCAAUAUCAAGUUGUCCUAAGAAACAACUUAUUGUUGAAGUUUAUGACUGAUACAUUAGGUUCGAAUUACCUAAGUAACUCUUCGAUCAACUCAUACGCGGUCAAGUACACUGGAGACAUGACACUAACGCUUUACAAACUUUUUGCAAAGCUUGAUAUUAGAUUUGAAGACAUCAACAAUGAUUUAUAUUGGAGGAAGACGAGCAAGAAACUUUUGAAGUUUAUUAAAAGGAGUGGUACUUUCUCAGACGAGAUAGUUUGUGCUGCUUUGUUCAUUACAUUUCUCAAUGCUCAUGAAGGUCGGUUUGACCAGUGCUUACCGGUGUUAGAACAACUUGUUGAAUAUGAUCUAAGCAAGGAACUAGUCACACCUGCUUUAAUUGGUACUUUAAUCAACUUGUAUGAAAAAUUGAAUAUGAAAAAAAAAUUAACUAGCUUAUUCGAUCGCUUAACUCCAAAGCUCCUAGGAACCCAAAGAGAGUAUCUCUCCCUCAAUUCUGAUUAUUAUAAUUCUAUCAAAGCGUUUGGCUUCGUUCUUUAUAAUAUGGAAGACUAUCGUUAUCAGAAAAUAUUCAAACUUCUUUCUGAAGUGGGUAAAGAUGACAAGUUGAUUUCGUCACUUCUCUCGGGAUCUACCACUGGACUUUUACCUAUUGAUGAUUUGUGUUCUGAAGUACCUAUAGACGAUCUAUUAUCCACGGAAUUAAAAUUGUUAGCUCCUCCUAACAUGGGAACAAUGAACCAUAAAAACACACAUGCUAGCAGAGUAACAAAAAGACUUAGGAAACCAAAAUUUUCUGCUUCAAAAGUAAUAAAACCCAAGUCAGAAAUGCAGAUUGACGAGGAAAGGUGGCUCCCUUUGAAAUUAAGGUCAUAUUAUAAGCCAAAGAAGGAUAAAAAGAAGACAGGCGGACACCAGGGCGCUAGUGAAAUACUUCCUAGUCCAAGUCCGAGCUCUGUGUCUUCGAGUCAAGGAGGAAGUACCAAAAGUAAAAGAAAAAAGAAGGGUAAGAAGUGA
Priceomyces carsonii is the source of this 1929-nucleotide messenger RNA. Its product is annotated as signal recognition particle subunit. The record is from RefSeq and is a predicted model, not a curated record. Gene Ontology annotation, molecular function: ribosome binding; 7S RNA binding; protein binding. NCBI's taxonomy places the organism in Eukaryota, Fungi, Ascomycota, Pichiomycetes, Serinales, Debaryomycetaceae. The transcript has a single exon. Gene Ontology annotation, biological process: SRP-dependent cotranslational protein targeting to membrane. Bases 1 to 1929 code for a protein of 642 amino acids. Gene Ontology annotation, cellular component: signal recognition particle, endoplasmic reticulum targeting.